Molecule: messenger RNA, 3657 nt
Organism: Neltuma alba
Lineage: Eukaryota; Viridiplantae; Streptophyta; Magnoliopsida; Fabales; Fabaceae
Product: ABC transporter B family member 2
Exons: 12
Coding region: 78-3491 (1137 amino acids)
Biological process (GO): oligopeptide export from mitochondrion
Cellular component (GO): mitochondrial inner membrane
Molecular function (GO): ATP hydrolysis activity; ABC-type oligopeptide transporter activity; ATP binding
Source: RefSeq, a predicted model, not a curated record
UUGCUCAGUAUUCAUUGGAUUUCGUGUACCUGAGUAUAGCAAUACUAUUUUCUUCUUGGACAGAGGUGGCUUGUUGGAUGCAUACAGGAGAAAGGCAAGCGGCGAAGAUGAGAAUGGCGUAUUUAAGGUCAAUGCUGAGUCAAGAUAUAAGUCUUUUUGACACAGAGGCUUCAACUGGAGAGGUCAUUUCUGCUAUAACCAGUGACAUUAUUGUCGUUCAAGAUGCAUUAUCAGAGAAGGUAGGGAAUUUCAUCCACUACAUUAGCAGAUUCAUAUCGGGAUUUAUUAUCGGAUUCGCGCGAGUAUGGCAGAUCAGUUUAGUGACACUCUCCAUUGUGCCCUUAAUUGCCCUUGCUGGCGGUCUCUACGCUUACGUCACAGUUGGGCUAAUUGCCAAAGUUCGAAAAUCCUACGUGAGAGCUGGUGAAAUCGCUGAAGAAGUGAUAGGCAAUGUUAGAACAGUACAGGCAUUUGCAGGAGAAGAAAGAGCUGUAAGAUCAUACAAAACGGCCCUAAUGAACACCUACAAGAACGGUCGAAAAACGGGAUUAGCAAAGGGUUUAGGACUUGGCUCCAUGCACUGUGUUCUUUUUCUUUCAUGGUCCCUGCUUGUUUGGUUCACUAGCAUCGUUGUUCACAAGAAUAUCGCCAAUGGUGGAGAGUCUUUCACUACCAUGCUCAACGUUGUUAUCGCUGGCCUGUCACUUGGACAGGCAGCGCCAGAUAUCACCGCAUUUGUACGAGCAAAGGCAGCUGCUUAUCCCAUUUUUCAGAUGAUAGAGAGGGACACAGUGAGCAAAAUCAGUUCAAAAACUGGUUAUAAAUUAAGCAAAGUAGAGGGUCACAUUCAAUUCAAAGGCGUUUGUUUCAGUUACCCAUCUCGCCCUGAAGUAGUUAUCUUCAACAACCUCAAUAUUGACAUUCCUUCAGGGAAAGUUGUGGCCCUUGUUGGGGGAAGUGGUUCUGGAAAGAGCACCAUUAUAUCGCUGAUUGAGCGCUUCUACGAACCCUUUUCUGGACAGAUCUUACUGGACAGGAAUAACAUUGCGGAACUUGAUCUCAAAUGGCUAAGGCAGCAAAUCGGGUUGGUUAAUCAAGAACCUGCCCUUUUUGCUACAAGCAUCAGGGAGAACAUACUGUAUGGAAAAGAUGAUGCCACUCUUGAAGAACUUCAACGAGCUGUGAAGCUUUCAGAUGCCCAGUCUUUCAUUAACAAUCUUCCUGAUAGAUUAGAAACUCAGGUUGGUGAGAGAGGGAUACAACUAUCAGGUGGACAAAAGCAAAGGAUUGCUAUAUCUCGUGCUUUAGUGAAGAAUCCAUCAAUCCUUUUAUUAGAUGAAGCAACCAGUGCUCUGGAUGCAGAGUCUGAGAAGAGCGUACAGGAGGCUCUUGAUCGUGUCAUGGUAGGUCGGACAACUGUAAUAGUAGCACACAGACUUUCCACAAUCAGAAACGCAGACGUGAUUGCCGUUGUUCAAGGAGGGAAGAUUGUUGAAACUGGCAGCCAUGAUGAGCUCAUUGCCAAUGCGAAUAGUGCAUAUGCAUCUCUUGUUCAACUCCAAGAGGCAGCUUCUUUGCAAAGACACCCUUCGGUAGGUCCUAGCUUGGGGCGGCCGUCAAGCAUAAGGUACUCAAGAGAAUUAUCCCGUACAACGACAAGCUUAGGUGGUAGUUUUCGAUCAGAUAAAGAAUCUAUUGGUCGUGUCGAUGCUGAUGAAGUGGAUAGUAUGGGCAAGACAAGGCAUGUUUCUGCAAAAAGAUUAUACUCCAUGAUAGGGCCUGAUUGGUACUAUGGGGUUAUAGGGACUUUCUGUGCAUUUAUUGCUGGAGCACAGAUGCCUCUUUUUGCUCUAGGAAUAUCUCAUGCUCUGGUAUCAUAUUACAUGGACUGGGAUACUACCUGUCGUGAGGUCAAGAAAAUUGCUUUCCUCUUUUGUGGGGCAGCAGUUGUAACCGUCAUUGUCCAUGCAAUUGAACACCUUUGUUUUGGAAUCAUGGGUGAGCGACUUACUCUUCGUGUCCGAGAAGCUCUGUUUUCUGCUAUCUUGAAGAAUGAAAUUGGCUGGUUCGAUGAUGCGGACAACACUAGUUCUAUGCUUUCAUCACGUCUAGAGACUGAUGCAACUUUGUUACGAACUAUAGUUGUUGAUCGGUCUACAAUUCUCUUACAGAAUGUUGGUCUAGUCGUUGCUUCAUUUAUUAUUGCCUUCUUGUUGAACUGGAGACUAACGCUUGUUGUCUUGGCCACAUAUCCUUUGGUCAUUAGUGGUCACAUUAGUGAGAAACUUUUCUUUCAAGGAUACGGUGGCAACUUGAGCAAAGCAUAUCUGAAGGCCAACAUGCUGGCUGGGGAGGCUGUGAGUAACAUACGCACUGUUGCUGCAUUUUGUUCUGAAGAUAAAGUCCUUGAACUUUAUGCUAAUGAGCUUGUUGAUCCUUCCAAGCGUUCAUUAAACCGGGGUCACAUUGCAGGCAUAUUCUAUGGCAUUUCCCAGUUCUUUAUUUUCUCAUCUUAUGGUCUUGCCUUGUGGUAUGGUUCCGUACUGAUGGAAAAGGAGCUUGCCAGCUUUAAAUCAAUAAUGAAGUCGUUUAUGGUUUUGAUAGUAACAGCACUGGCCAUGGGGGAGACUUUGGCUCUCGCUCCAGACCUUUUGAAGGGGAAUCAAAUGGUUGCAUCAGUUUUUCAUCUGAUGGAUAGAAAGUCAGGAGUAAUGAGUGAUACUGGAGAAGAUCUAAAGACGGUAGAGGGAACUAUUGAGCUUAAAAGUGUCAAUUUCAGCUACCCUUCGAGGCCAGAUGUGAUCGUUUUUAAGGAUUUUAACCUUAAAGUGCCUUCAGGCAGUAGUCAUGCCUUAGUGGGGCAAAGUGGUUCUGGUAAAAGUUCAGUUGUCUCCCUUAUACUCAGGUUCUAUGAUCCAACUUCUGGGAAGGUGAUGAUUGACGGGAAGGACAUCAAGAGAGUCAAUCUGAAAUCACUGAGGAGACACAUUGGUCUGGUGCAACAAGAACCAGCUCUGUUUGCAACAUCAAUAUAUGAAAACAUUCUAUAUGGAAAGGAAGGAGCCUCUGAAUCAGAAGUAAUUGCAGCAGCUCAACUCGCAAACGCUCACAGCUUCAUAAGCGGUCUUCCUGAGGGCUACUCCACCAAAGUGGGUGAGCGGGGAGUUCAGCUAUCUGGUGGCCAAAGGCAAAGGAUAGCCAUAGCCAGAGCUGUUCUGAAGAACCCAGAAAUCUUGCUUCUUGAUGAAGCCACAAGUGCACUGGACGUGGAAUCAGAGCGUGUCGUUCAGCAAGCACUAGACAGAUUGAUGCAGAACAGAACAACAUUGAUGGUGGCACAUAGACUGUCCACAAUAAGAAAUGCAGAUCAAAUCUCAGUUUUGCAGGAUGGGAAGAUAGUGGAGCAAGGGUCUCACUCAAGUCUUAUAGAAAACAAAAACGGAGCAUACUUUAAAUUAGUCAACCUUCAACAGCAACAGAAUCAAAAAUAAGAACGUAAGACAUCACAGAACAUAAACAGUCCAUGAAUUUUACACAGUUUUGCAUUUAUAUAUUUUAUUAUUUUACCACAAUGAUAUGUGAAUUAUUGGGGAGCUCGUCUCUGCUAUAAAUAACAAUGUACAAGUAUCAAAUGUUGGUAAAUGAUGUUAAAAAGAA